AUGGCGUCACAACCGCCGGCUGCCAAGCCGAUGAGCUGGGCAGAUCGUGCAAAGCAGUCACGUCCUGCCACUUCUAUCGGAACACCGAGCCAGGCAACCGCUGCAAUAGCGCCAGUGCCCGCGAGGAUGCCCGCAGCGCCGGCAGCUCUCACAAACGGCACAGCAGAUGCCGAAUCGCCCUUGACAUCCUCCAACACAAGUCCCACACCGUCAUCGUCAGUAGCCCCGAGCACGGUGGCAUCUGUCGCGGGCAGCUCAACCGUGACUCACAGAUCGAGCGACACUAGCAUAACGCCGACUGCUACCACCCAGUCCAGCGCAUCCAUUACCGGUGACGACUCGGAUCCGAAAGAGAAUCCAGAGGCGAGCAGUACGCAGGUCGUUGAUGAACCAGGCUCGGCAGAACAGCCUGCAAAGCCCUCUCCUGCAAAGCCGGUCAAUGUAUGGGCACUACGGUCAGAGCAACGAGCUUCCGCACUGGCUGCUCCUCAAUCAUCCAUUGCUCCAUCUACGCCUUUGCCUGCCCCCAUCGCAAGCGGCAGUGGCACCGCUUCAGAUCAGCCAAAGCCCUCGAGGAGAGCACAGUCGCUAUCUAGAUCGUCAAUAGAGACCAGCUUGAGCUCCGCUGCGGCUUCCUUGAAUCUACAAGACGAGCAAACAUGGCCCGAUGCAGCUCGUGCGAGUAGUAUCGACCGAUCUCGUAAGCCUAGACAGCAACAACAGCAGUUCGCUCCGCCGGUCUCGCCAGAAGGUGAACGCAAGAAGCAGAGAUGGGUCGCGAUACCAGCUGACGUGACCAUCAAUGCUCCGCUGCCCACUCGACACACGAACGCAGGUUACGAUCGUAAGCCGAGGCCCCCUAGCAAGCCAUCCCGGACAGGAAGCAGUGAAGCCGUGCAAGCGAGACGAAACGGCGACCCAAGCAGAAUAAAUGGCGCGAGUGCUGCCAAUGGUGCGACAGGCGGCGCAUCGUCACCUUCGCUCUCGAGCGAGAUGCUCAAGACUAGCUCGUCCAGCAGCACCCGAUCCCGCAAUACGGAGAAUAACCCUAUCGCAAUCAGCACAACGAUUCCUCCCGAGGUUCUGAACGAGUCGCUGAUCAGUAAGCUACCUGCCAAACCAGCGACCGAGCUCAGUUCGCCGCCGCCUCGCGCGGAUCCGCAAUUCGAGGGCGCGCUCAAUAACAGGCAGAGACCACGUGCACCUUUGCAACACAGAGGUCGUGCAGGUUUAGGCUACAACGGCAAUAUGAACAAUAGAGCUUAUCCUGCCAUGUCAUCGCCCGUCUCACCGGGCAUGAUGAGCAUGAUGCAACAGCAAAAUCCGUACGGUUAUGACGUCCACAAUGGCUUCUAUGCUCAGCAGCAACAAUAUCAAUAUCAGCAACAGCCCAUGCAAUUCUUUCCACCCCAGCAGCUGCCUCAACAGUCUGGCGCGCCCGUCUACGGCAUGCAGCCAUACGAUAGGCCUUCGCCCUUGCAAUUCUACAAUCCGCCGCUCGAUCCAACGCGACAUUGGGUGCUCGGUCAGAUCGAGUACUACUUUGAUGUGCAAAAUCUUGUGAAGGAUACCUUUCUCCGGAAGCAGAUGAAUCAAGAAGGCUGGGUUGACAUCGCUCUUGUGGCCUCAUUCAAUCGCGUCAAACAGCUCACGACCGAUCUCGACCUCAUAAAAGACACCAUGCUACUCAGUCCGCUUCUGGAAGUCGAUCAGGAACGCAAUCGCGUGCGUAAACUGGGCGACUGGCACGUCUGGGUCCUGCCGCAGCAAUGA
Molecule: messenger RNA, 1773 nt
Organism: Mixia osmundae IAM 14324
Lineage: Eukaryota; Fungi; Basidiomycota; Mixiomycetes; Mixiales; Mixiaceae
Exons: 3
Coding region: 1-1773 (590 amino acids)
Biological process (GO): positive regulation of translation
Cellular component (GO): cytoplasmic stress granule; cytosol
Molecular function (GO): RNA binding
Source: RefSeq, a predicted model, not a curated record